Molecule: messenger RNA, 935 nt
Organism: Rhododendron vialii
Lineage: Eukaryota; Viridiplantae; Streptophyta; Magnoliopsida; Ericales; Ericaceae
Product: cysteine proteinase inhibitor B
Exons: 1
Coding region: 342-749 (135 amino acids)
Molecular function (GO): cysteine-type endopeptidase inhibitor activity
Source: RefSeq, a predicted model, not a curated record
AGACUAUCUCUUUCCUUCCGUUUCAAACGCUCUUAUUUUUUUUGUAUCUGAAUUCUGCCAAACUCUCUCUCUCUCUCUCUCUCUCUCUCUCUCUCUCUCUCUCUUACCACAGGAGGAUAGAGAAGCCCGUCGUUUUGCACAAACGCGGCACGCCGUUCGAGUUGCCACCCCAUUCCCAUGCCCGUAAUUACGUGUCGUAACACCACCCUCCAUCUCUACAUAUACAAACAAACAACCUCCAUCCUCAUCAAUUACCUCUCUCUCUCUCUCUCUCUCUCUCUCUCUCUCUCUCCAUAUAUAUCUACAACUAUACACAACCAUUAGAAAACUCACCGGCGAUCAUGUCGAAGCAGCGAUCACUGACACCAACCCUUCUCUUCCUCGUUGCCGCCGUCGUGUGUUCUUCUCUGACGGCGGCGAGCGGAUUGGGAGGAGGGAUGGUGGGAGGGAGGACGAAGGUGAAGGACGUGAAGACGAACCAGGAGGUUCAGGAUCUAGGGAGGUACUCGGUGCAGCAAUUCAAUCGAGUGCAGAAGGGUAAGAAGAAUGGCGGGUACGUCGGAGACCUGAGGUUUCAGGAGGUGGUGGAGGCGGAGACGCAGGUGGUUUCCGGCGUCAAGUACUAUCUCAAGAUCGCCGCAGUCACUCCGGCUGGGGUCCCCAAGACGUUCGAUGCGGUGGUAGUUGUCAAGCCAUGGGCCCAUUCCAAGGAAUUGCUCAAUUUUGACCCUUCCCCUCCUACCCAGUGAUGAGAUCAAUCCCAGAUUUUUACAGCUCUAGGUCUAGGGUUUGCAAUCAGUGUCCUUGCUUCUAAUCAUGACUCUCUCUCUCUCUCCUCUCUCAUUAUUGUUUGUUGUGAGGUUUUGUAGUGGGUAUGUAACCUGCGAUCUAAGUGGAAUAAAACAGCAAUGAUGAAGAAAGUGAUGCAUAAACUC